CAGGGGAGGAGAAAGGAGAGAACGAGAGCGAAAAGCGUUCAGCCACUGGCCUUCACCAGAGUGCUUAAUAUUCAAUGACCUGUGAUCCAAACUCACGCAGGGGACGUCAAAACAACAGUGGUUUAAUCAUCUCAAAGAAGGAAGCACGGGGCGAAGUCAACUACUGCUCUUGCUCUCGAAGCCAGCGCUUGCCAUCGGCGAUUUUCAAACUUUUGCUUUUAGGAAUUCAUUCCCAAAGUCGGGAUGGAACGGCGUCUUGUAUCGUAUGCAAAUACGUCUGCUGACGUAGUUGAUCAUGUGGGUUUUGGCGUAGAUCCCCCUGUGAUCGCCAAUUUUUUUCGGCUGUUGUCUUUAGGAUUCGGCAGAAUCAUUACAAUCGUACGCUUCUGUUGGCUGUACACGUGGAAAAGUACGCAAUUUUGGACCCUAGCUGUCAAUAACCUCACAUCCCAGCGUUUUCCGUUGGUGGUGGGCAGGUGAGAAGAAGCUGGGUAAAAAAGAAAACUUGACACAUAGGACCUACAGAUAUUGUGCUCUAAAACACAAGACCAUUAUUGACAGACUCUGUGGUCUGGGAUGAAGUCUCAUGAAGUCUUUCAUUGGAGCUGACAUUCACAGUCAGCUGAAUCAUCCUUUACCGAUCCUCCACCAGACAAAGACCUGCCCAUUGCUCAUCACCAGAGUCCCCCUGCACUGUACCGUCUUACUCCCUGACCAUGGCUAGUCGAAGAAAGUCUACAACUCCCUGCAUGAUCCGACCGGAUGACUUGGUGACUGCAGAUGACCCAGAAGACAUGGAUUCUUGUUUGGAUGGUACAGAAGAGAAUGGAUCAUCACAUGUGUCUUCUAGUGAGGACUGGACAGAUAGGAAGAGUUCUGUGAACUCUAUUCAGGAAGCAACAGAGCUGGAGAAACCUGAAGUGAAAACACGACCACAGAGGAAACUCCAGGGAGGCUACGAGUGCAAAUACUGUCCCUUUUCCACACAAAACCUCAACGAGUUCAAAGACCAUGUUGAUUCCAACCACCCCAAUGUUAUACUCAACCCACUUUACUUGUGUGCGGUAUGUAACUUCAACACAAAAAAGUUUGAUUCUUUAACAGAACACAAUGAGAAAUGCCAUCCCGGGGAGAGCAACUUCAAGUUCAAGAGAAUCAAACUAAACAGUCAGACCAUUCUAGAACAGACAAUCGAAGGUUCAAACUGUGCAGUCAUCUAUGAUACAACCAGCCCUCAGUCAGGAGAGGACUUUACUUCUUUUCCUUCAAGCAAAUCCACUACUGUUAAGCUGGGCAAGUCCAAAGCAGACAGUUUACGGUUGCAAGAUGAUAGUCCGCUGGACAAACUCGCUCAAGAUCUCCCGAAAAAGCAAAUUACUGCAGUGAAUGUGAAUGGGACUGUGAUAAUCCCAGAUGCAACUCUUAAAGACGGCCUCUCUCAUAUAAUGCCAUCCCUGCAACGCCCACCUAACUACAACUUAGUACCAAAAAUCGCCGUCCCCUUGAACACUUCAAAAUACAACCCCUCGUUAGAUGGCAACUUGACCCUCAUCACCUCCUUCAACAAGUUUCCAUACCCUACUCAAGCAGAGCUCUCUUGGCUCACUGCAGCCUCCAAACACCCCGAAGAACAAAUUAAAGUGUGGUUCACUACCCAACGGCUAAAACAAGGUAUCAGCUGGUCUCCUGAGGAAGUUGAGGAAGCACGUAAGAAAAUGUUCAAUGGAACGAUUCAGCCUGUUCAACAAGCAUUCACUGUCUUACCUGCUCAGUUAGCUCAGUCCACUAAAGCUUCACAGUCCCUUAUCCAGACCGUCCCUUGCCAUGUCCUUGGACAAUCUGGCCUAGUGUUGGCACCAGUUGCCAAUGGCUCAAAUGCGACCAGUUCUCCUCUCGCACUAACAGUCACAAAUCAAAUAGCACAGGGUGUCAAGAGGCCCCACACAGCACCACUGGUUGCCCCAGAGAUAAAGAGGCCUUCAAUAAUCCAGUCCGUUCAGAGUACUCCGAAGUCUGUCUCUCCGACACCAAGUCUUUCUUCAGAUUGUGAAAAAACCCCUGAUCAGAUCAGAGAGCUGACCACAAGCUAUGCUCAGUGCCAGUUUCCUGAUGAUGAAGAAGUGUAUCGUCUCAUUGAGACGACUGGCCUCUCCUGGGGAGAGAUCAAAAAAUGGUUCAGCGAUCAGCGCCAUGGAAACCAUAAGGCAGUGCAACAGAUUAAAACAGACUUCUCUUCAAAGGACAGCCAACCACAUAAGCCUGUCGCCACACAGUUUCCACUACUAGAGAGAGUUAAAGGCAAAUCCUCUGAGCAAAUGAAAAAGUUAGAGGAGAGUUUCCAAAGGACUAGCUUUCCGACCCAGGCUGAGAUAGAGCACCUUGUGGCGGACACUAGGCUCUCCAAAAACGAAAUCGACUGCUGGUUUACGGAGCGUCGUGCACUACGUGACAACCUAGAGCAAGCCUUGCUCAACUCGAUGGGCUCGAAAAGGCUGGAGCAUCACCUUCAAAGGGGGACACUGAAUGGAGUCCAUGAGCAGGACAGCAGAGUCAGGGACUCACCUCUUCCCAUUCUCACAUCCUCAGUGUGUCCAGAGGCCAUUGAUGGCAAGUCUCUCUGCCUUCUUAAAGAUGUGUUUGCACAAACCCAGUGGCCCUCACCAGAGGAGUACAGCCAACUAGAAAUCCAAACAGGGCUAGCUCGUACAGAAAUUGUCCGCUGGUUUAAGGACAACAGAUCUGCUCUGAAGAAUGGAACUUUGGAUUGGAUGGAACAAUUUCAAAGUCUUAGCAACAAAAGACCGAAUGGACAAAACAGCUUGUUGAUCACGGAUCAGACACAAAGCGUCCUACAAAGGCACUUUCAAGAGGCAAAGGUACAAAAAGGGGAGGGUUUUGAGAAGCUUGCAGAGCAGCCAAAACUAACCAACCAGGACAUAGUAGAAUGGUUUACCAGUAAACUGGGCCAUAACAUGCCUGAUAUCAGCAAGAGCAAGGAACAUGGACAGGCAAGUGUAGAUGGUAAGAGGUGGGUUUCCUUGGCAGCGGACAUUGACAGCAAAGACUAUGAUGCACAGAAAGUGGCACGAGACCUCGAAGUGCUGUCAGCAGAACACAGAGUGACGGGAUGAAGUUGUAAAG
Molecule: messenger RNA, 3141 nt
Organism: Megalobrama amblycephala (Wuchang bream)
Lineage: Eukaryota; Metazoa; Chordata; Actinopteri; Cypriniformes; Xenocyprididae
Gene: zhx2a
Product: zinc fingers and homeoboxes 2a
Exons: 3
Coding region: 717-3131 (804 amino acids)
Biological process (GO): regulation of transcription by RNA polymerase II
Cellular component (GO): nucleus
Molecular function (GO): DNA binding; DNA-binding transcription factor activity, RNA polymerase II-specific
Source: RefSeq, a predicted model, not a curated record